UGCAGAUUUCUAGCUUAUUACCCAUUCCGGACCCCAGGCACUAUGUUUUCAUGCAAUCACAAGGACCAGGAAUGCUUCCUGUCCUCAUACAGGCAUAUUUUGGAAAUUACCAUACUCGUUGCUGUCUCUGCUAUUUUCUGCUCCAUAUUGCUUCGUAUGUUUCGUGCGUAUAAAGCUGAGUUUUUACGCGCUGGAUUCUCCGGCGUGGACGUUCACAAACCCGGGAAACCCACUCUUCCCGAAGCCCAAGGCGUCCUCGCUGGUGCGGUAUUUAUCACUGUAAUGUUCUUGUUCAUACCUGUGCCGUUUUGGCAAUUCCUUUUCGACAGGAACAACUCGCUCCCAUGGACUAUGGGACCGUUCGAUAAAUCCAUUGAGCAACAGUUGCACUUUAAGAGCCAAUUCAUUGGCUACCUUGCUGGGUUAUUGUGCAUAUGCUGCAUGGUGUUCCUCGGAUUUGCGGACGAUGCACUCGAUCUUCCCUGGCGGCACAAGUGUCUUCUUCCAUCUAUAGCCUCUCUUCCACUGUUGAUGGUCUAUUUAACAAACGAUGGCACAACGCUUAUUGUUAUUCCUACCUUUCUGCGCUCCGUCCUUGGAGCCACGAUCGAUAUUGGCUUCUUCUACUACGUUUACAUGGGCCUUCUGACCGUCUUUUGCACCAACGCGAUCAAUAUAUACGCCGGAAUCAACGGUUUGGAAGUUGGCCAAAGUUUGGUUAUUGCCACAUCGGUUGCUUUAUUUAAUGUAAUCGAGUUGCGUGGUCACCUCUGGCGCAUACACUUGUUCUCACUUUAUUUUCUGAUUCCCUUCAUCGCGGUUUGCUGGGCUUUGUACAAAGUUAACCGUUACCCCGCAUCAGUUUUUGUGGGUGACACAUUCUGCUACUUUGCCGGAAUGACCUUGGCUGUUGUUGGGGUUUUGGGUCACUUCAGCAAAACUUUGAUGUUAUUCUUCAUCCCGCAAAUAUUCAACUUUGUGUACAGUGUCCCUCAACUGUUCGCCCUGAUUCCAUGCCCACGACAUCGCCUACCAUAUUACGAUACACAAGAUAAACUGCUUCAUCCCAGCAAGGUUCGUUUCCACCCCAAAUCGCUUAGCACAGUUGGCCAGUUCAUACUGAACACAUGCGCACGCAUUGGCCUCAUUGAAUGUCGCUUGGUGCACACUUUUCAACCUCCACUACCCCAUUCAAACUUACUAAGUGAUGAGCCAGCUGAAGCGAACCACGAUGCUCCUGCUGUAAUCCCUGGGAAGGAAUUGGAGGAGGAGAUUGUCGAAGUUAACAACUUCACCCUAAUCAACUUAGCGCUUCGUAUUCGUGGACCUAUGUCAGAAGCAGAUACUACGAGGUUCCUGUUACUCCUCCAGAUCGCAACCUCUUGUUUGGGCUUCAUCAUUCGUUAUCCCCUUGCCUGGAUGUUCUACGACAGCUGAUGAAUAAACUGUACUGCGCACUACAUCCGUUUUCCCACUUUUUUGAUUGAAACACCAUCUUUUCUUCCUCACCAUCAUCAUUUUUCUUAUAGUGUUGCACUUACAACGUCACAGUCGUUUGUUUCCCAUUUGUCCGUGAGUAGAUGCAUCCUUGACAUCUCUUAUGACUAUUUUUGUGGGGUAUUAUUCUGAUGACAAUACCCGCAGCCAUUACGCUUCGUUAGUCAGAUUAAACUGCAAGCUACUCUUUUCAAUACAUUUACC
Messenger RNA from Dicrocoelium dendriticum, 1701 nucleotides. NCBI's taxonomy places the organism in Eukaryota, Metazoa, Platyhelminthes, Trematoda, Plagiorchiida, Dicrocoeliidae. The record is from the annotation of a GenBank genome assembly.